Molecule: messenger RNA, 768 nt
Organism: Apiotrichum porosum
Lineage: Eukaryota; Fungi; Basidiomycota; Tremellomycetes; Trichosporonales; Trichosporonaceae
Exons: 4
Coding region: 1-768 (255 amino acids)
Biological process (GO): regulation of translational initiation
Cellular component (GO): cytoplasm; eukaryotic translation initiation factor 3 complex
Molecular function (GO): ribosome binding; translation initiation factor activity
Source: RefSeq, a predicted model, not a curated record
AUGGCGACCUCGACCUCCCCCGUCCCAGCAAAGGCCCUCAAGGAGUGGCACACCCCCGAGAGCCGUACCGAGGUCAUCCAUGAGCUCAUCCACGGUGUCGACAGGUAUAACCCUUCCAACCUUAGCUUCAUGGAGGAGUACCUCCAGUCGCAGGUUACCAACAGCGAGUACGACCUCCUCGCCAACCUUGCUGUCCUUAAGCUCUACCAGUUCAACCCCCAGCUCUCCAACCCCGACGUGAUCAUUAUGAUCCUCACCAAGUCGCUCGCUGCCACUGUCCACGGCCCCGACUUCAACCUCUGCCUUGCCCUCCUGAGGGAACCCUCCGCGAUCCUCCACGACAUUGAGUCCGAGGACGACACCCUCAUUGCCGUCAUGCCCUUCCUGGAGAACCUGCACGAGCUCGUGCGGUCAUGCCAGUUCACCAAGUUCUGGUCCGAGUUCAACGGCUCGAGCGACGCCGCCAACGCCCUGCACUCGAACCAGAACUACUUCCCGGCGUACAAGGGGCUGGUCCCCGAGCUCCGUGCCCAGUUUGCCUCGUCGAUCGCUGCCUCGUUCCGUCGCGUCCGUGUCUCCCAGCUCGCCCGCUGGCUCGACCUGCCCGCCGCCGAGGUCCCCGCUUGGGCCAAGGAGGCCGGCUGGGAGAUUGACGGCGACGUCGCUGUUGUCCCCGCCAACGGUGACAACGACGUCAAGGCCGGUGUCGUGAAGGAGAACGUUGAGCUUAAGCAGCUUACCAAGCUUGUUGCCGCGGCCGCGUACUAG